AUGACCGAGUACAAACGAACCAACCGUACCAAGAAAACAAAGAUCCUGCGCUGUUUCCCGCACUGCUGUCCUAAGCACGUCAAUCGCAGCUAUUGUGGCUCAUCACUUCGUGUGCGCGUUGAAAUUGUCAACUCUGCACGCCUUCACGCACAGCCACAAAACAAGACGACUGAAGUUAUUGAAAGCAAUCCUUCAAAUUUACUGGUGUAUGGGCACUUCGAAGAAGCACACACACAGUUUUUGGCUAUCAACGAUUUAAUCGACAAUAGAAUUGUGACUGACUUCAUUCAAACAGAGCAGACACCAAAGGGUACUUGGAUUGGGGGUACUGUCGUGAGCGACUCCGUUACUAAUCGCGAAUGCAUAUUCCAACUUAACCCUGGUGCACGUUGGUAUUACGAAUGGGAAAGUGCAGCUACUAAGUCUCAACGCUUCACAAAACACGCACUUCGAGUUUACAUUUUUGAGCGUGUCUUGUCGAAGUUUCGCGUGCUAGGCCUGGUUUCCUCAACCGAUUUCAUGAUCGUGUCUUAUCGACGGUCUACUGCUGAAUUAAAUGCUGGACACGAAGCCUUCGAGGUCUCGCGCGCAGUCCAGCAAAACAUCAAUUCAGAUGGCAAUGAAGACGGAAAAAAUCGCGCUGCAAUAGCAAGCAAAGUAUCAAAUGUUGAGCAACCCUUACAUUCAACCUUCAAAGAAGACAUAUGGCAGAGCUGUAUACUGUGGGAAUACAGACAUCCGGACAUUAUGAGAUCGUCAAAGCAGCUUGCUAUUCUCUUUUACUUUGUAAACCAUGUGAGCGCAUUGCCGUACAAAACCUGUUUGCAGCAACUUCGUAACAAAUAUAAAAGACAAAUUGAAGACUUCAACUCAGAGACAAGCUAUGGGGCUGCAAAGGGCAUUGGCGCUGGUCACCACGUCAUUGCAUCGCUAUCGUGGACGUUUCUCAAUUCUCUUGAACGUUUGCACUGUGCUACAUACAGAUAUCAAAACAAUCGCAAUGCUAAAGUUGGAGAGGAAGUUUCGCUUACGCAACUGGUUGAGAUCUGCACUGGUCUGGUGGUGUGGCUCGCACUUGACAAUGACAAUUUGAAAAUCUAUCGCUCAAUAUUUCAAUCCUCUGGCACAGCGCUUCUCGAUUUAACCAGGUUACGUGCUGGAUACGUAGAGACUGUUGCGAUGAUAUGUAAGCUUGUGAAUCGCUACUUCGAUGACCCAGUUGACUCUCUGCCACUUCUAUGCGAAGAAAUUGUUACCGCCGUGUUUCAAAACGAACAGUUGAAGCUACUGCGACGUGAGCUGUUGGACCUUCUCUCGUCCAACACAAUGCAUGGAAUGCAAGAUUUCGUGGCACAACUUCGAGCGCAGUAUCUACUGCAGCAGAGUUGCUCAGCCCCACAUUGCAAUUUUCUACCACAGCAAAAAAAACAAUACACUUCUGCUUUUGAUGGACUCUGGGUCUUCAAUGGACACGAAUCUCUGAUCACACCAACGAAAGGAUCAAACGCGAAUGAUGUAUCGCUAGGAAAACUUAUAACUUUCAUGUGUGAGCUCGCUCGAGUCAGCAUUCGCCCAGUGGAUUGUCAUUCGCUUCAGAUUUUCUCUGAAUGGAAUGUCUGCAAUGUCAACGAAAGCAAAAGUCCGUCGACAACUGAUAGUAUUGCCGGUCUGAAACUUGUGCUGGACAACCGACAAAGAGUAUUUAGCAACUUUCCAAGCGGUGUCUCAAGCUCAAUAACUCAUUGCGGGCAGCACUUUGGUGACUAUUGCGGAAAGCUAAUUUCGCCUAGCAAUUUCGCAAUAGAACUGCAUUCUUGGCCAGCGAAAAGCAGUAUAGUGCAUCAAGCACUUCGUUAUAAGCUUGAUAUUGGUAUGAAGACAACUCGUGAUAUUCAACAUUCUAAUAGAAGAGCAAGAAGCCUUUUGGUGAAAGCCGUCGUCGAGGAGGGCGUUUGGCGGGCAGAUAUUAGUAUUCAAGGUAUGAAGUUUCAAGUGAUGCCUUUUAAGCGAAAGACUGCGUCAGUAAAGGCAUGGAAUUCCGUUUACGAAAUGUUAGGUGUUUAUGACCGUAUCUGUUAA
This is a messenger RNA of Plasmopara halstedii, 2079 nucleotides long. RefSeq lists its product as uncharacterized. The record is from RefSeq and is a predicted model, not a curated record. The transcript has 4 exons. Bases 1 to 2079 code for a protein of 692 amino acids. Lineage: Eukaryota; Oomycota; Peronosporomycetes; Peronosporales; Peronosporaceae.